Lepisosteus oculatus (spotted gar) is the source of this 4573-nucleotide messenger RNA. The record is from RefSeq and is a predicted model, not a curated record. Lineage: Eukaryota; Metazoa; Chordata; Actinopteri; Semionotiformes; Lepisosteidae.
CAAAUUGAAAUCAUCCGAGCGACACACGCAGGCAGUGUUACUGGCAGGGGGAAGCGGAGACGUUUUGCAACACGUUGCCAAACGCAGAGAAACAGAAAUCCCAGGAUUGCGUCUCUCCCCCCCCCCUACACCCCGAGAAAAUAGAAAAAAACCCAGAGGAGAACCGCUCUGAGCCGGCCGAGGGCGCUGGGUCCGAAAGGGCCGCCGCGUCCAGCGGAUCUCACCCAACCGCGCGCCAGACGCGAGAAAGCCCAGCGUCAGCCGGCCCCGCGCGCUGGUCUGCAAGCGGCGAGGGGCGUGCCCGGUCACGUGCCGGGGGGUCACAUGACCGCGCGGAAGCGGCCAUCCGUGCUGUCGCUGCUGCGCUGGAGCCAGAGGGCGGACUGUCUUCAUGGGACCGUGAAUAUACGCGUGAAGAUUAAGCCAGAAAGGGACCCAGAGAGCCACAGUUCCUGUUUUUUUAUUUAUUUAUGACAGAGAAGUCGUUUUUUUCCUUCAAGUCGUCUUUAUUUUAACACAGUAAUUGAUGUAUUUUAAGAAACGGGGAUGGCUUCUGCGGGUUGUAAAAACUGCAACCCCCGCCGCGGCUCAGAGAGGGACAGGCUGUUGACCGCUGUGACCCGGUAUGGCUCUCAGGGCCACAGUGACGACUCGGGGGACUCUCGGGCGACCCCAGGAAGUGGUUCUCUGGGGUCCGAGCAGGAGGAGGAGGAGGCUCUUCGCCGGAAGCUGAAGUAUUUCUUCAUGAGCCCCUGUGAUAAGUACCACGCCAAGGGCCGCAAGCCCUACAAACUAAUUCUGCAGCUGCUGAAGAUCAUCAUUGUGACUGUGCAGCUGGUGUUCUUUGGCCUCAGUAAUCAGAUGGUGGUCACGUUUAAGGAUGAGAACACCAUGUCCUUCAAGCACCUGUUCCUGAAGGACUACGCUGACGGCUCAGAAGACACGCUGGCGGUGUACACGCAGACUGAUGUGUACGAGCACAUCCACCAUGCCAUCGAGCAGUACCUAGCCCUGCCAGAGACCACAGUGGGGCGCUAUGCCUAUGUGUUUGGGGAGCACGUGAACGAGAGCGCCCUCUAUCUGUGUCAGCAGUACUACAAGAGGGGCAGGAUUGACCCAGCGAAUGACACCUUCAACAUCGACCCCAGGGUAGUCACAGCCUCUCUCUGCUUGACCCCUCUCUCUCCCUCUGCACCCCUCUCUCUGCUUGACCCCUCUCUCUCCUCUCCCUCUGCACCCCUCUCCUCCUUCUGCACCCCUCUCUCUCUGGGUCUCAGGCUCAUCAAUGUCACGGUCCAGUUCCGCCUGAAGGCCAUCAAUAUCCAGACCAUAAUAAACAACGAGAUCCCAGACUGCUACACCUUCACUAUCACAAUCGUCUACGAUAACAAGGCCCACAGCGGCAGAGUGAAGAUCAGCCUCAACAAUGAGGCGACAAUCAAGGAGUGCAGAGACCCCAGUGUGUCUGGACAUGCAGAGAACUACACGCGCCUGGCGUUCGACGUGAUCGUGGUGAUCGUGUGUGUGCUGUCCCUGCUGCUGUGCGGCCGGUCCAUCCUGCGGGGAGUGCUGCUGCAGCAGGAGUUUGCGCGGUUCUUCCGCGAGCAGCUGGGGCGCGGGGUGUGCUGGGAGGACAGGCUGGAGUUUGUGAACGGCUGGUACAUCCUGCUGGUCAUCAGUGACAUCCUGAUCAUCGUGGGCAGCUGCAUCAAGAUCGGCAUCGAGUCUAAGAACCUGUCCUCCUAUGAUGUGUGCGGGAUCCUGCUGGGAACGUCCACCCUGCUGGUGUGGGUCGGGGUCAUCCGGUACCUCAGCUUCUUCCAGAAGUACAACAUCCUGAUCAUCACCCUCAGGGCCGCCUUCCCCAACGUCAUCCGUUUCUGCUGCUGCGCCGCCGUCAUCUACCUGGGCUACUGCUUCUGUGGCUGGAUCGUGCUGGGGCCCUACCACGUCAAGUUCCGCACACUGUCCAUGGUGUCGGAGUGCCUGUUCUCCCUCAUCAACGGGGACGACAUGUUCGUGACCUUCGCCGAGAUGCAGGACAGCAGCCUGCUGGUGUGGUGGUUCAGCCAGGUGUACUUGUACACCUUCAUCUCCCUCUUCAUCUACAUGGUGCUCAGCCUCUUCAUCGCACUCAUCACCGGCGCCUAUGAGUGCAUCAAGCACCAGACCAUGGAGACUGCCCACAUCACGGACCUGCAGGCCUUCAUCGCCAAGUGCACGGACACGCCCGGAUCCGGGAAGUUCCGGGGGCUGGACACCUCGGCCUGCUCCAUCUUCUGCUGCUGUGACAGAACCACGACGUACGAGGACGUGCUCCUGGUGAACUGACCGGGGCUGCUGGCUGGGGCUGGAGUGCCUUGCUGGACACUGCAGUGCGCUGACGCUGGAAGAGAAGCGGCCCCUCCCUGCGACACGCCGACCACAUGCCAACACACCUGCCUCGACACACUGCCCGCUCACACAGAGCACAAGUGUGGGAGCUCUCCCUGCCCUGCAUCUCCUUUUAAACUUAAUCCCCUUCCCAGGCCAUGCACAGGGACGGUAGAGAAGCAGGAUGUCUUUAUUCCCCGUGGACGUUAUUUUAUUUCUUUUUGUUCUAUUUUAUUUAAGGGAAGCAGACUAGACUCCAGGUUCAGUGUUCUGAUCCGCUCCAGGUUUUCCAGCUGCAGGCCGACUCUCUUUUAUGAAAUUGCACCUGUGGGCGAGUGACCUGAAACGUCCAGUCAGUCCUGGACCAACCUGCCCAGCAGCUAGCCUGUCGCUUAGAGCUCAGUGAGUGAGCGAAUCCCCUUUCCCUCCUCAUCCUCUAGAGCGCCUUCACAGCUAACAGACCCUUGGGAGUUCUUCCGGGUCGGAGGUCAGAGCCAGAGUCGACCUCUGACCCUUGAGCACUCCUUCAGUGCUGCUCCACACGUCUACACAGACCUCUUCCUGCUCCUGCAGCUGCUAGUGCCUGGAGUGGAAUACACUGCCAUGCAGUGGGCGUCUAAUCCAGUUCCCUUAAUUUUAAAGUAUUAUUUUUGUUUUUGGUCUUUGUUCUUUGUGUGUAUGUCUAGUCCCAUGGCCAGUUUGCCUCUUGGGUCCCUCUGAUCCCUGUAUGGCAGAAGGUAAAUUUCUGUAGCAGUAGAGCUUGAAUUGUUCAUUAUGGGGGGGGGUUGUUUUUUAAUUUUUUAAUCUGUAAACACUGGAUGACACCAGAUGGUUCGGGCAACAGCAAGCAAGAUCCUGAGCUGAUCCUCGCUCCUGUGACCAGUGAGAAACCUGAGAGUAGGGGUAGAUGCAGGCCAUCAUGGCACCUCUGGGUCUAAAUGAUGGACAGACAGUGGAGACCCAGAAGAAUUUCUCAUUCAGUAACGAAGUCAGCAGUGCAAUCUAUAAAUCCGGAAAUAAAGGAGUGACCGCAAGAGUGACCAUCAUCACCUCUUGUGGGUGAAAGCUGCCAGACGGGAUGGGUGGCCAUCAUCCACCUCCCUCAUGCAGACCUGAGUAGUGGCUCAAAGUGUGCAAGGCCUUCUAAUCGCUCACAAAGCACCUGUUACACAAGACCUGUCUGAUCAGCAGUUGACCUGUCAGGGGAACUACUCGCAGAGUCAGAGGCUGGGAGUAAGCAGAUGGGGGGGGGGGAGUUUGGGGACUUCUUGUUUUGGGGGGAGGGGUGGCUCGAGACUGCCAUCACCCUUCUGUGAUCAUCUGAAUCAUGGAUUCAUGAGAACUGACCGCAUCUCCCUUGUUUUGUAUUUGUUUUACUUUACAAUUGCCAUUGUUCUUUGCUAUUAACAACCCCACCAAGCUGUGUCUCAGCUUGCAGGGGCACCCCACUACCCCACAAUGAGGAGGAGGAAGUGCAGACAAGGCUCCACACACUGAUGUGACCCAGGCUGGAACCCGUGGAGCCUGGAUAACACCUCAACUGGGAUUCGGAGUGAGUAACUCAACAUUGACUGAUCUGCUUGGGAUUCGUGGGGAGUGAGCACCCCCUGCUGAUCCAGUUGGGAUUUAGAGAGAGUGAGUGCCCUGCUGACUGAUCCAGUCGGGAUUCAGAGGGAGUGAGCGCCCCCUGCUGGCUGAUCCAGUCGGGAUUCAGAGGGAGUGAGUGCCCCUUUGACUGUAGCUGAAGUAGCACCUCCACAGGUGUCCGAUCCAUUUGGGAGCACAGAUCUUCUUUUCUUCUGAAACGCACAACAGGCUCCGAGUGCUCGGACCACGGAGAGAGACGGAGCCUUCUCUUUGUGUCAGGAGUGUAGUAGUGUGUGUAAAUAUAUUUAUGUGUACAGCGAACACCGAGGUGUACAGAGGUACGGUCUGUGCCUGCGCUGCAAUUCUCUGUCGCUUCCUGUCACUGUCAGGAUGUCAGCUGUCAACUCAGCCGCUUCUAGGGGGAGGUGUUUCUCCUCCUGUGUUGCUGAAUUCUAAUGUUUAAUUUCGCGUUUUCUGUUUUUAUUGUAAGACGUCAGAGUUGUUGUAGGAGGUCGUUGCACACGCGGGAGACCUGCCUCGCGCUGGGGGAGACAGACCUGUGCGCUCCCCCAGCCUUUCAUCGAAUUAAAAGCACUUUUUAAAGGACCCUCCA